This is a messenger RNA of Zymoseptoria tritici IPO323, 459 nucleotides long. RefSeq lists its product as uncharacterized. The transcript is spliced from 5 exons. Lineage: Eukaryota; Fungi; Ascomycota; Dothideomycetes; Mycosphaerellales; Mycosphaerellaceae. The coding region runs from base 1 to 459 and encodes 152 amino acids. The record is from RefSeq and is a predicted model, not a curated record.
AUGCACCUCCUCCUCUUCCACCUCCUUUCCCCGCUCUCCCUCCUCAUCCCCUCCAUCUCAGCCUGCAACUCCUACUGCGUCUGCCUAGGAGCUAACGGCAGCACCUUCGACUGCUCCGUCACCGUCCGCGGCUGGUACCAACACGACUCUCAUGGAUUUGUGGAGUUUUUGUACCAUUCCGAGUCUUCCAUCACAACGAUUGUGCGAAAGACUUGGAGCGUUAGAGUGGGUGGCCGUGUGAGACAUACGCAACUGAGAGAAGCAAAGCGUAAAGUCCAAGCGGGACUACGGACUCGAGUUGAGGGCUUGCGGAGAAAGAUGGCAAUGUUGGGUGUGGGUGGAAGACGCCGUGCUUCGAAGGAGUCUUUUCGAAACACGGACGCUCGUGGCUCCCUUUGUGUCCAGCCCGUGUUCAAUGCAGCAGAUCGUGCCUUGAUAGUAGGCGAAUUGGGACCGUAG